UCGUCAUCGCGUUGGGGCCUCUGUCUCCGCGCGCUGCUGUCGGUAGACGCGGGCGCGGGCGCGAACGCGGGCGCGGGCGCAGUGGCGAACACGGAUUCCGCUGGGGCGCACGUUGCGAAGCGGCGGAAGAUCAAAGACGGAGGGUGGAGCAAGGGCCCGGGGAGUGAUCACUCCGCGGAGUUGGAUGCGCGGGGUGGGGUGGGCGAUGGUACGGCUGGCGCCCUUGCCGGCGGUACUGCUGCUAGGCCGACAGCGGUGAUCGCGGCGCGAGUGGAGAGAGGAGGAGGAGUAGGAGGAGGAGGAGGAAGAAGGGGGGGAGGGGAGGGAGGAGGAGAAGGAGGAGGAGGAGGAGGAAGAAGGGGGGGAGGGGUGGGAGGAGGAGAACGAGGAGGAGGAGGAGGAGAAGGAAGCAGGGAGACGGAGAGGGGGAGUAGGAGGGAAGGCGAGGCUGAGUUGGAAGAAGGGUGGGGAGAAGAGGUGCAGAGGGUUGGGUACUCGGGGAGUGAUAUUCAAGGAGGAGGGGAAGCAGAGGGGCGGCAGGAAGGGAAGCUUAUAUUAUCCGAUCCUGGUGGUGGGGGUGGUGGGGGUGGUGCUGCUGCCGUUGCUGCUACUGCCGCUGCUCCGCAGUUGAUGCCUCAUUCAUCGUCCCAUAGCUGUGUGGAAGUGGCGCGGCAUGAGCUGGUAAGGAGCGGUGCUGAGCGGUGCGCGCCUGCUGCCGCCGCCGCCGCUGCCGCCGCUGCUGCUGCCGCUACAGAGAGAGGCAGGCAUGGUCUGUGGAGCCUGGACAGGUAUAUUGAAGAAGCCCAAGAAGGCGCUGGGUAUGUGGAGCAAGCAGCUGGGGGGGCGAGGUCUGCUCUGGAGAGCAUCAGAAGCUGUCGGAUGGCGGCACGAGACAGUGGCAGUGGGGGGUGUGAGGGAGGAGGCACAGUAGGGGUAGACGGACGGAGGAGUGGUGAAGCGGCAGUGGUGGGAGAAGAAGGAGGGUUGUUUGACGGGCCUGUGUCCUCCACUGGAGUGGUGAAGGGGGGUUGUUUAACGGCAGAGACGACAGCAGCAGACCUACAUGCACCCUCUGCUGCCGCCACGCCACCUGCACUAGACGCACGAGCUCUAGCCACUCUCUCUACGGAGCUAGGCAUACCUUCCGUCUCCCCUCAUCCCUCUCAACCGGACUCCAUCCCCGCUUGUCUCAUUCCUGUGGCCUCUGUCUCGCCUGCAGAGCAUAAAGCCAGCAAGGCCCUGUCUGCUGCUGCUGCAGCUGUGGUGGCUGCGUCUGCAGCAGCAGAGGCAGCGGCGGGAGAGAGGGGUAAAACGGCAGGAGCAGCAGAGGCGGCAGGGGCGGCAGGGGCGGGAGGGGCAGCAGGUGCGGCAGAGCGCCAGUUUCAUGGUCUAGGAGGAGGGCAUGACGCGCUGUUUCUGUUGCUGGAGCAAGGGACGGGAGCAACGCAGAAGAUGCAGCCGGGUGGUGCUGUCGGGGCCACUGGCACGUUAGGGGCGGGAAGGACCUUAGAAACGCCUCAAAUGCCGUUUACUGGGGCGUUACGGGUUGACGACUUGCAAAGGAGUGAGGCAGGGAGGGCGCUUGGGCGUGGGGAUGAAGGCGGGGUUGGGGAUGCGAGAGGGGAGGGGAGUGCAGCAGCAGGGUAUCCUUAUCAAAAGUGGCAAGAGCUCCAGCGGGAGCAGAGGGAGCAAAGGGAGGAGAGGGAGCAGAAGGAGCAGAGGGAGGGGGACGGAGCACGUGUGAGGGCUGUACGGCAGUUGACAGAAGGGUCGGAGGUGGGAGGAGAAGCUGUUGCUGCCGUUGCCGCUGCUGCUGGUUUUGGCGGCGGCGGCAGUGGCAGUGGCAGUGGUGCUGGUGGUGGUGGUGGUGGUGGUGGUGGCGGUGGUGGUGGUGGUGACAGAGGCGGUGACGCAGGGCCAGCGAGGGGGCGAUAUGGAGAGGCAGGUGCGGAGCGCAAGGCGAGUGGGGGCUUGAAUGGUGUGUGCGGGGCAAGCCACGUGGUUCCGCCCUGGCCCACUGCUGCCAAUGCCCCUGCCUGGCCUCCACCCUCUAAUACCCCUCCGUGGCCCCCGGGUUCCGACGCCCCUCCCUGGCCUCCCUCUUCUGACGCUCCUCCCUGGCUUCCUGCCUCCAACGCCCGUCUCUCCUCCAAUACGCCUCCCUGGCCUCCCGCUGCCAACGCCCCUGCCUGCCCCCCUGCUGCGAACGCCCCCCUCUCCUCCAAUACCGCUCCCUGGCCUUCUGCCGCUGGCGCACCUCCCUCCUUACAAGAGUCUCCCUGGCCUUUCCCUGGUGGUCCUGUGUCCCCAUGGCCGCCUGUCUCGCAGGCUCAGCCGCAGCGCGGCAGGCAGGCGGACGGGCAGGAGCAGAGGCAGGGGGAGAGGGAAGGAGAGAGGGAGGAGAGAAAGGAGGAGAAGAUUGAAGGGGCGAGGGAGGAGGGGAGGGAGGGGCAGGUGAGCAGGAAAGUGAUGGGUGGAGUUGGGAGUGGUGGGGUGCAGGACGCAUGGGGGGCGUCUGGGAGAGAGGCGGGUGGUGCAGGGAAGACGGUAGCAGACACUCCCGCAUGGAUGAUGGGAGGCUCUUGGGGGGCGAGCGCAGAUGCAGCAGGGCACGGAGCACAGGGGGCGCAGGGGACAGAGGGGAAACAGCGGACACAGGUUUCGCAAGGUGCAGCAGGGAAGACGGCGGCAGGCACUCCCGCAUGGAUGAUGGGAGGUUCUUGGGGGGCCAGCGCAGAUGCAGGAGGGCAGGCGGGUCAAGGGGCACAGGGGGCACAGGGGGCACAGGGUGCGACAGGGAAGGCUCCGGCCUGGAUGAUGGGAGGGUCUUGGGGGGCAAGCGCAGAUGUAGGAGGUCAGGCGGAGGGGGGACAGGGUGCAGCAGGGAAGACGGCAGCAAGCACUCCGGCAUGGAUGAUGGGAGGAUCCUGGGGGGCGAGCGCAGAUGCAGGAGGACAGACAGCACAGGGCGCACAGGGCGCAGCAGGAGCAGCAGGAAAGACGGCAGCAGGCACUCCCGCAUGGAUGAUGGGAGGAUCCUGGGGGGCCAGCGCGGAUGCAGGAGGACAGGGCGCACAGGCCGCACAGGGGGCACAGGGUGCUGCAGGAGCAGCCGGAGCGGCAGCAGCAGGGGGAGCAGGAGCAGGGGCAGCAGGAGCGAUGAGAUGGGCUCCUCCCAAGGGCGCUCUGCCUGCGAGUCUUCUCUCUCUGCUGGACGAUUUUCCUGGAGUUUCUUCUCCGGGCAAGGCGGUUGGUGAAUGGACCUGCAAGGAGGUAGUGGUGAAGAGUGGAGGGGGGACAGCCGAGGGAGGACGGGGGGAAUGGGGUGGUGUGGGUGUGGCUGGGAGCGGUAGAGGGGAAGGGGCGUGGGGAGAGGCAGGGGGUGUGAGGCUGGGGAGUGGAAGAGAGGGGGGCGUGAGGGAUGAAACUCAGGUGGACGAGAAUUUCGCGGCUGGAGUGCUGCUCGGUUCGGAGCGGUUGAAAGGGGUCCGUGAUGGGGCCGGGGGAGCCGAGUUGUGUGCUGAGAGGUUGGGAGGGGAUGGAAGGGGAGAGGGGGAAGCUAGCAGGAGACAGUUGGAGGGGGAAGGGGAGGGGUUAGAGGGACGGCAGGCGGAACAGGAGGAAUCGGAUUGGGAUUCAGGGUCGGAAUGGGAUUCAGAUUGGGAGUCGGAUGGGGGAGGGGAGGAGGAGAGGAGGGAGAGGAGGGAGAAGGGAGGAGAGGCGCAGGGCGGAAUGAGUGCAUCAGAGGGAGCAGCAAGAGGAGACGGAACGGGUGAUGAAGUCACGGCGGCUGACAUUGUUGCACGCAACGGAAUGGGAAGCAGUGGUAGAGCAAAAGGCCUUGAGGGGCUUCGGGUGAAGUUAGACGCGGUGGAAGGGUUUCAAAGAGGGGGAGGGGGCAGUGGGGGAGGGGGGGACGGGUGGGGAACGGGAGCAGGACAGCGAUCGGGACGGGGAGAGAGAGCAGCAGCAGCGGCGGCAGCAGGAGAGGCUGCGGUAGAGGAAGCAGCGGCAGCAGUGGUGGAGGGGGACACGAGCAACGCGCACUUCCACCUGCCGCAGUCGGUGCUGUCGGCGGUGGGGUGUGCGUUGCAGUCUGAUAUCACCAUUGCCGCUGUGCUGCAGAGUGAUAACCGCAUUGCGGAGACGGUUCUGUGCCACCCUCCGGGGCUUGUCUCCCUGCCUGUGCGCCUCACCAAGACCAUCCUCAACAUGUCGCACGGCAAGCUAAUAAACACGGACCGUCUGCUCCUGCCCAGUGUCAUCACGGCUGCUCUCGGUGCCCGCCCCCGCCGCUACCUCGCCACGUCCUUCCAUGCCGAGGGCUACGACGGGCUGUGCUACGCUCUCUGGGCGGACCCCUCCCGCGUGCCGAGAGCCGCAGAGGACAUCAUGUCAGACGCAGUGCAGGCGCUGCCGCUGCUGCUCGCCAACCGAGUGCGCGCCAUGUGCUGCGAGCGCAUGGGGCGGCGCUUCGACGCCAUUCUCGCCCGCAUGCCGCAGGCCGUGGUGUUUGUGAACGAUGGCAUGGGGCCGUGCCUCAUCAACCCCGCUGCUGCCGACCUGCUGGACCUCCCAGCGCCGGGGAAGUUGAGCGCCGUGAAGGUCGCAGCAGCUUUCAAGGCUCUUGUGCAACGCACCUCCACGCCCACUGAAAUAUUCCGCUGGCUGCGCACGGUAUCAGCCUUCCCGCACGACAGCGUGGAGGCGGUGUGGCACGUGCAGGAGCCGUGGUGCGUGGUGCGCGUGCAGUCGUACCCCGUGAGCAGCGAGGCCACGCACGGGCGCGUGUGGCUCUUUGACGACGUCACCGCGGAGCAUGAGGCGAGAGUGGCGGUGGAGCAGGCGGACAAGGCCAAGGCGCAGUUCCUCGCCAUGAUGAGCCACGAGCUGAGGACGCCCAUGACUGGCGUGCUGGGCAUGCUAGACCUGCUGCGGCUAACGCCGCUGACAGGGGAGCAGAACGGGCUGGUGCGCGUGAUGCAGGGGUCAGCGGAGGGGCUCAUGCAGGUGCUGAACGAGAUCCUGGACUUCUCAAAGAUCGAAUCUGGCAACUUCUCCCUUGAAGAGGCCGACUUUUCCGUCUCCGAGCUUCUUGACCAGGUGGCAGCGCUGUUCCGAGGCCGAGUGGAGGAGCGCCAUUUAUCCCUCACCGUGCACAAGCCGCAUGUCAAGGAGCAGGCUGUCAGGGGCGACCCCAACCGCCUGCGACAGGUGCUCACGAAUCUGGUGAGCAACGCCAUCAAGUUCACAGAGCAGGGAGGUGUGACCAUCACGUGGAGGCGAACGCUGCUGCCCCGCUCCGCCUCCUCCCUCAGCCUCGCCUCCCCUGGUUCUGCCCUCGCCCACACAGACCCCACAGGGGCUGCCGCUGCUGCUGGUGGUGCUGGUGCUCUUACAGGCGCAGUGGCAGGAGGAGCAGAGGUAUCAGGAGGAGCGGUAGGAGCAACAGCAGGAGGAGUGGAGCUGGGGCGAUUAGAGGCAGUGAGCGAGGGGAGGGAACGGAUUGCAGAGAAAAGACAUGGGGCAAGACAUGUAGAUCUAUCUCAUACCCCACCAGUCUCUGCUGCUGCUGCUGCUGCUGCUGCUGCUGCUGCUGCUGCUGCUGCUGCUGCUGCUGCUGCUGCUGCUGCUGCUGCUGCUGCUGCUGCUGCUGCUGCUGCUGCUGCUGCUGCUGCUGCUGCUGCUGCUGCUGCUGCUGCUGCUGCUGCUGCUGCUGCUGCUGCUGCUGCUGCUGCUGCUGCUGCUGCUGCUGCUGCUGCUGCUGCUGCUGCUGCUGCUACUGCUGCUGCUGCUCCAGCUCCUGCUGCUCCUGCUUCUGUGCUGCCUGCGAUUGCAGAAGGGAGAGCAGCAGCAGCAGAUCGAAGCCUUGAGAGCAGAGCAAUGGUGGCGCCUGCGGCAGGCACAAGAGCAGGUGAAGACGUGAGCACCAGCGGUCAUCGACUGGGUAUGGCGGGGAACCUUGCUUCAGGAGCCACGGAGGCAGCAGGAAGAACAGCUCUAGGAGCAGCUUCACCUGCUGCUGCUGCUGCUGCUGCUGCUGCUGCUGCCGCUGAUGCUGAUGGUGGCGGUGGCGCUGCCACUGCUGCUGCUGCUAUCCCCGCCCAUGCCGUUUCUCCCACUGAUACUGCCGCAGGACCUGUACCAACGGACAGGUCUCCCGCUUCCUCCUCACGACCCACCUCCCCUUUGUUUGUGGACGAUUUAACUCGAGAGAGAGGCCUGAGGAUCAACAUAUCGAGGCAACCGAUACAGAAACCAGCGUCUGCUGGGAGCACUCCCGGGCGCCACUCCUCCCCGUUCGCCAACCCCGCUUCCUCCGCCUUUCCUUCCACUAAGUCGCCGCUCACCUCCUUCUCACUCACCCCCCCUCACGGUUUCAGACCUGGCUUCCCUGCCUCUCGCUCCCCUGAAACGCCUCCGUCUCCCACGAACAUGUUCUCUGCUAGAAGGCGGUUUCCAUCGCACUCGUCGUUGCCUGCUAGGUCUCCUUGCUCCUCGCCUUUCACCCUCACCUCGCCUCCUCAUGUGGAGACUGUGAGGGAGCAAGAGGAGCGGGACCAAGAGGAGUGGGAGCAAGAGGAGAGGGAGCAAGAGGGCCAGGAGCAAAAGGAUCGGGAGCAAGAGGGGCAGGCGCAAGCCGGGGGGGAGCAGAGGAAUGAGGAGGUGGGGCUGAGUGCGUGGUUGAGAGCAGGUAGGGCGGAUGAAGGGCAUGGUGCGGAGGAGGUUUGUUCUCAGGAUGGCAGCAUGGGGGGUGGAGGGAAUGGAGCGAGGAGAGGGAGAAGCCGCACAAAGGACACAGGCAUCGGGCUCUCCCCAGAGCAGCAGGGGCGGCUCUUCAAGUCGUUCUCACAGGCUGAUACCUCCACCACACGCAAGUUUGGAGGCACGGGCCUCGGCCUGGCGAUUUGCAAGGGGCUUGUGAACGCCAUGGGUGGGGAGAUCUGGAUCGAGAGCGAGGUGGGGAAGGGCGCGGCGUUUGUGUUCACUGUGCCGCUGCUGGCGCCGCAGCGGCCGGAGAGGUUUAGGGUUGAGGAAGGGGGGGGGAUGGGGACGGUGGAGGGGGAGGGAAGGGGGGGGAGCGCGCUGCGGUCGCAGGUGGGCGGUGCGGGAGGGAGUGGGCUGCAUGUGCUGGUGGCUGAAGACAAUGUCGUGAACCAGAUGCUGAUCAAGAAGAUGCUGCGGCACUACGGGCAUCAGGUGCGUGCCGGCAGAA
Messenger RNA from Closterium sp. Naga37s-1, 7216 nucleotides. The record is from the annotation of a GenBank genome assembly. Lineage: Eukaryota; Viridiplantae; Streptophyta; Zygnematophyceae; Desmidiales; Closteriaceae.